This is a messenger RNA of Amphimedon queenslandica, 1855 nucleotides long. RefSeq names its product acyloxyacyl hydrolase-like. Gene Ontology annotation, molecular function: calcium ion binding; acyloxyacyl hydrolase activity. The transcript has a single exon. Gene Ontology annotation, biological process: negative regulation of inflammatory response; lipopolysaccharide catabolic process. Lineage: Eukaryota; Metazoa; Porifera; Demospongiae; Haplosclerida; Niphatidae. Bases 41 to 1729 code for a protein of 562 amino acids. The record is from RefSeq and is a predicted model, not a curated record.
AGCCACUCCUUUUUGCAAAAAAAGAUACGACAGCAACAAAAUGGGACGAUUGUCUACUGCCACUCUCUUCUUUCUCUUAGCUCUUUCUUCAGUUCAAGGUAUAGGAAUUGACGGUGGAACCAAAUGUGCUGGCUGUGUGGUUAUAGUCGCUCUAGUCGAGCAGUUGUCCUUCAUAUACAACGAGACUGUCGCGGACUCGCUGGCUCGUUUUUGCAGUUACCUACCGCCUGAAAUCGACAUUGCUUGCCAAUUCGUAAUAAAGACCUAUGGCCCAAGCAUCAUUGAUCUACUAGAGGACAACGAGACACCAGACACGGUUUGCUAUGGCAUAGAAUUUUGCAAGAAAUACGACAAGAGCAAGAAAAUGUGUCACCUUUUCCCUCUUCCCCCUUCUCACUUCAAAGAUGAAACAGAAAGAGUGACUCGUUUAGUCACAAAAGCUAAGGGAAAAUCGUCAUCUCCGUUUCCAAAAGAGAUUUGCUCAAUUAGUGCAUUUAAGAAACUUUGUCAACUUUUCAAUAACUUUACUGAUUAUCACACUCCACUCUUCGACGAAGAUGGAGACAGCUUCUCAAUUGAAAACACAUUUCGUGGUGCCGAUUGGAGAGGAAAAGACUGCAAUGACUUAAACCCAAAGAUAUAUCCAGGCCGUUUGACAUCAAGUGAUGCAGUGGUUGAUAGUAACUGCAAUGGUAUAGUAGGAAUAGAUCCGGCCAGCAAUAAGUCGUACGAAGAGCUAUGGUGCAACGGUACAAUGGCUAUGGGUACUAUCCUUCUUGGAGAUAGUGCAGGGGCCCAUUUUCAUAUUCCUCCCUCCUGGCUGACAGCAAAAGAGCUAAAUACUGAUACGUACUCUGAUCUCCUAACGAUACUUGAGAAUGAGCUGGACUGGCCAAUGCUCUCAUUUGUGACUGGAUUCCAGACGACAGAGAAAUGGAAGAAAGAUAUACAAGGCCCUGUCGAUUCAACAUACUUGAAAAUGAGGACACUAAAUCGCUGCAAUCAUCGAGACUAUCAAAACAUUGGAGUCAAUGGAGCUCGCUCCUCUUCAAUGAAAGAACUAGUAAAAUUCCUUGCAAGGCACCGGCUACUUGAUAAACCAGUUAUGGCAACGAUUGAGCUAUUGGGAAACGAUGUAUGCAGUGGGCACGAGGACACCAGUCACAUGACGACGCCAGAAGAGUACUACAAUAACAUGCACUAUGUGUUCGAGUACCUUGAUAGCGCCCUGCCCGUUGGCUCUGUAGUAUUUGCUACUGGAUUAGUUGAUGGACGCAUUCUGUAUGACACUCUACACAGUAAUAUACACCCAAUAGGGAGUACUAGGGGUGACGUUACUUAUUCUGAUUUUUAUGACUACCUAAAUUGUCUGGAGAUAUCGCCUUGCUUCGGUUGGAUGAACAGCAAUGAAACAUGGCGUAACUUGACAAGCGAUAGAGCACUGGAGCUGACUCAGACGAUGGAGAAGCUCAUUAAAGAGACAAAGUAUCAAAACAUCACUGUUCUUUAUAUGCCGGUCCCACUGCAUCAAGUUUUUGAUACAUGGAAAGGGGACAAAGCUGAUUUGAUUGAGCCAGUGGACGGCUUUCAUCCAAGUCAAAUUACAAAUGCUCUCGUUGCUAAUGUCACAUGGCAAUAUAUCAGGGAUACUUAUCCUGACAUUGUUCCUCCAGAAAACCCCUACAAUGAACUCAUCCAGAAAAAGUUUGGUGAUCAAGGAGGCUACUAAAAUACCGCUUGACAGUUCAACUCAAAAAUUUAACAUUUAAUUUUGCUUUUGUAUAAAUUUCACUAAUUAUUGAUAAUAUACAAAUUUCAUUUUAACUGCUGGUUUCUGAUAAUUGUUUUAUAAAAA